CGGCAGCCGCCCCCCCCCACAUCCCCUUUUUUACAUUCUAGUUAGCAGCAAGAAAAACCAAUGCACUCGCUGUUUCGUCCUUGCAUCGACCUGCACAACGGCCAGGUCAAGCAGAUUGUCGGCGGGACGCUGCACGACACCAACGCAUCCACGCUGCAGACAAACUUUGUCUCAGACCAGCCGGCCUCCUACUACGCACAGCUCUACCGGCAGCACGGCCUGCAAGGCGGCCACGUGGGCGGCGGCAUAACGCUCGAGAACGCGCGCGAGUGGAUCGACCGCGGCGCGUCCAAAGUGAUUGUCACCAGCUGGCUGUUCCCCGACGGGCGGUUCAGCGAGGAGCGGCUCCGCCAGCUCGCAAGCGAAGUCGGUAGGGAGCGGCUCGUGGUGGAUCUGAGCUGCCGCCGGGUGGGCGACGGCUGGGUGGUGGCGAUGGAUCGGUGGCAGACGCUGACGGACAUGCGUGUGGAUGCUGCAGCGUUGCUGAGCCUGGCAGCGUUCUGCUCGGAGUUUCUGGUGCAUGCGGCCGACGUCGAGGGGCUGUGCGGCGGCAUUGACGUGGAGCUUGUGAGGUGUCUAGGGGAGUGGUCGCCCGUGCCGGUGACGUAUGCGGGCGGCGCCGCGAGCAUUGGCGACUUGGGCCUGGUCAGCCGCGUCUCGCAAGCCCGCGUGGAUCUGACGAUUGGCAGCGCACUGGACAUCUUCGGCGGCGAUAAGAUUAGAUUUGAUCAGUGCGUGGCGUGGAACAAGACCGGGCGUCUUGACUGA
Kickxella alabastrina is the source of this 768-nucleotide messenger RNA. RefSeq names its product Phosphoribosylformimino-5-aminoimidazole carboxamide ribotide isomerase. The record is from RefSeq and is a predicted model, not a curated record. Gene Ontology annotation, cellular component: cytoplasm. Gene Ontology annotation, molecular function: 1-(5-phosphoribosyl)-5-[(5-phosphoribosylamino)methylideneamino]imidazole-4-carboxamide isomerase activity. Gene Ontology annotation, biological process: L-tryptophan biosynthetic process; L-histidine biosynthetic process. The transcript is spliced from 2 exons. The coding region runs from base 61 to 768 and encodes 235 amino acids. NCBI's taxonomy places the organism in Eukaryota, Fungi, Kickxellomycota, Kickxellomycetes, Kickxellales, Kickxellaceae.